Helobdella robusta is the source of this 1710-nucleotide messenger RNA. RefSeq lists its product as hypothetical. Gene Ontology annotation, cellular component: membrane. The transcript has 14 exons. The record is from RefSeq and is a predicted model, not a curated record. The annotation marks the transcript as partial. NCBI's taxonomy places the organism in Eukaryota, Metazoa, Annelida, Clitellata, Rhynchobdellida, Glossiphoniidae. Gene Ontology annotation, biological process: sodium ion transmembrane transport.
GACAAUAAUAAAAGAGUUGUUUGGAGAGGCAAAGUGGAAUUUAUUCUGACGUGCGUGGGUUAUGCCGUCGGCCUCGGAAAUAUUUGGCGGUUUCCUUAUCUAUGUUAUAAAAAUGGCGGGGGUGCUUUUUUGAUCCCUUACUUUGGAACCCUUGCCUUGGUUGGCAUACCCUUAUUUUUUCUCGAACUUUCGUUCGGCCAGUUUGCAAGUCUAGGUCCAAUUGCCAUUUGGAAAAUAAAUCCGCUCUUCAAGGGACUUGGUUACUCGAUGGUGAUAACAAACGUCAUAAUAACAAGUUACUACAACGUCAUCAUAUCGUGGAUCCUCUACUACGUAUUCGCCUCCCUCAAUUCAGUCCUGCCCUGGACCAGCUGUGGAAAUAUCUGGAACACGAAAUUUUGCGCCACACCUGACAUCUACAGGAAUAUCACUAACGGUAGCGUGAUUGUAAAUGGUUUGAACGUGACAGUCAAUCAGUUGAGGACUCCAAGCGAGGAAUACUUCUAUAGGAAAGUUUUACAGAUGUCCGGAGAGUUUGACAAUGUUGGUCGUUUGGUUUGGCAGCUAGCGAUAUGCUUGCUUCUGUGCUGGUUCAUUGUUUUCCUGGUGCUUAUUAAAGGAAUAUCGUCGCUGGGAAAGGUCGUCUACGUCACUUCAAUCUUCCCCUACAUCCUCCUAACCAUCAUGUUAAUAAGGGGCGUGACCUUGGAAGGGGCGAGGGAGGGGCUCAUAUUCUAUCUGAAACCUGAUUGGUCGAAAUUAAAGGAAGCUAAGGUUUGGAGUGACGCUGCCACACAAAUAUUUUUCUCAUUGGCGCUGUGUUCGGGCGGUCUGAUCGCUAUGGCAAGCUAUAACGCUUUCAAAAACAACUGUCACAGAGAUUCAAUACUAAUACCGUUGAUAAAUUGUGGUACAAGUUUCUACGGUGGGUUUGCCAUAUUUUCCGUCCUUGGGUACAUGGCAGCCAAUAAAAAUGUCCCGGUCAGUCAGGUGGCUGCCAGUGGUCCCGGGUUAGUAUUUGUAGUAUAUCCGGAAGGAUUGAGUACAAUGCCAGUCUCUACGCUAUGGAGUCUCCUCUUCUUUCUCAUGAUGCUGACACUAGGCUUAAGUUCCAUGUUUUCAAUGACGGAAAGCUUCUUCUGUGCGUUAAUGGACGAGUUUGGAGAAAUUUUCUUCAAAACUUCGCGAAGAGCUCUGACGACUAGAAUUGUCUUCACGUGCCUAUUUUAUCUCAUUGGACUCAGUAUGGUUACAAAUGGAGGUUUCUACUUGUUUAGUCUAAUCGAUGCAGCUUUAAGCGGGUUUCCAUUGCUGGUCGUCGGCGUCGUCGAAAUCUUUCUAUUGAUUUACGUUUAUGGAUUAAAGAGAUUUUCAGACGAUAUUGAGAUGAUGAUCGGUCAUAAACCAAACAUCUACUUCAAAACUACGUGGUCCUUUGUAUCUCCGGCGAUCAUCAUCUUUACAAUCGUAUUCAUGGGUGUGCAAUACAGACCUUUAACAUUAUUCUCCGACACCUACAUGUACCCCCCUCGAGCAGAAAUAAUCGUGUGGUCUAUAACGGGAAUAUGCAUUGCAUUCAUUCCUAUCAUGAGUCUAAUCUAUUUCUGCAGAAAUGGCGGAGCAAAAGUACGUGGCGAAUUGUUGAAAGAGUUAACCACGCCCAGCGACAAGUGGGGGCCGGCUCUGGAGGAGCACAGAUCGGGAAGGUAC